AUGACCACAACGAAGAAGUACACAGGAGUUCCUUCUCCAGGAGGACGUCAAGUCAUUAUCGCCGUAGACGGCUCAGACCAUGCAAAAUACGCCUUCCGCUGGUACCUCCAAUACGCCCGAAUGCCAGAGGACGGUGUUACAUUUCUCCAUAUCUUCGAGGCACCCUCGUUGAGCGUUUUCAGUCUCUCCAAUCUUGGUUCAGUGCCGGUAGAGGAAUGGGGUCGCCGACUCCGUGACAGAGUGGAAAAGGCACGGCGACUGGAAGAGGACUACUUAGCUGAGGGUCAAGCCGCGUCCCUGAACUGCGCCUUCUUGAGCAAACCUGCGGAGAAAAUUGGAGAGGGUAUUAUACGCAUUGCUCAAGAGAUGGAAGCUCACUUGGUUGUAAUGGGUACGCGAGGACUGGGCCGAGUCUCUCGGGCACUCCUUGGAAGUGUCAGCGACUUUGUCAUCCAUCAAGGGGUGGUGCCGGUCACUGUGGUGCCCAACCCGAACUAA
Messenger RNA from Hydatigera taeniaeformis, 498 nucleotides. NCBI's taxonomy places the organism in Eukaryota, Metazoa, Platyhelminthes, Cestoda, Cyclophyllidea, Taeniidae. The record is from the annotation of a GenBank genome assembly.